Molecule: messenger RNA, 1940 nt
Organism: Dromiciops gliroides (monito del monte)
Lineage: Eukaryota; Metazoa; Chordata; Mammalia; Microbiotheria; Microbiotheriidae
Gene: CUZD1
Product: CUB and zona pellucida like domains 1
Exons: 9
Coding region: 1-1803 (600 amino acids)
Cellular component (GO): cell surface
Source: RefSeq, a predicted model, not a curated record
AUGGAGACAAUCAGAAGGCUCCUUUCUUUAGCCCUUCUAAUUUCGUUAUGUCUGGCAGAAACAAAUUUGAUGGAGCCUCAAGGCAAAUCGAGCUGUGGUGGCCACCUAAGAGAGAUCCAAAAGGCUCUGAUCCUGAACCCCAAUGCCAAUGAAAGCUGCACCUGGACAAUACAAAGACCAGAAAAUGAAACUCUCAGACUCAUCUUUUCCCACUUUCAGCUUGACCCAAGUUCAAGUUGUGAAGUUGAAAACAUUAAAGUUUACGAUGGUGCAACCACUGAUAUGCCUCUUCUUGGGAAAGUCUGCAGCAAAGUCGACUAUGUCCCAGUAUUUGAAUCAUCAUCUAACAGCCUCACAUUUCAGAUCUCCACCAGCUCUUCAAUAAUUCAAAGAAGUGCCUUUGUUUUCUAUUACUACUUUUCCUCAGAAAGGAGAAUCGAUAAUUGUGGAGGCUACCUUGAUUCUUUUGGGGGCUCCUUUACCAGUCCCAAUUACCCAAGGCCACACCCAGAGUUUGCUUAUUGUGUGUGGUACAUACAAGUGGAGAAGGGCUACAAAAUAAAUCUAAACUUCAAAGAGAUUUUCUUAGAAAUAGAUGACAACUGCAGAUUUGAUUUUGUUGCUGUUUAUGAUGGUCCCUCCACAAAUUCUGGCUUACUUGGACAAGUGUGCGGUCGGAUCACACCGACCUUUCAAUCUUCUUCAAACACUCUGACAGUUGUACUCUCUACGGAUUAUGCCAAUUCCUACCGAGGCUUCUCUGCUUCCUAUACUCCAGUUUAUGAAAAAGAGGUCAACAGUACAUCCUUGAGUUGCUCUUCUGACCAAAUGACAGCUAUCAUAAGCAAAUCCUAUCUGCAGUCGCUUCACUAUGAUGAGAAUAAUUUACAACUGAAUGAUCCACUCUGCAAACCAAGAAUAUCAAAUGUUUUGGAAUUUUCUAUCCCUCUGAAUAAAUGUGGUACAACUAAACAGGUCAAAGAUCACACCAUUACUUACACAAACACCAUCACUGUUACUAACUCUUCUGCGGUGAUCACUCGUCAGAAACAUGUCCAAUUUAUUUUGAAAUGUGAGAUGGAAAACAAUUCUACUGCAGAAAUAAUGUAUAUAACAGAAGAUGACAUAAUUAAAAGUAUGAGUGCUGUGGGGAAAUUUAAUAUAAGUAUGGCUUUUUAUGAGUCAGAAUCCUUCAACAAUCCUUUACUCAGCUCACCAUACUAUGUGGAUUUGAACCAAACACUCUUUGUUCAAGUCAGUCUUCAUGUGUCAGAUCCGAAUCUAGUAGUAUUCCUUGAUACCUGUACAGCAUCUCCCACAUCUGACUUGGCCCCACCGACGUAUGACCUAAUCACAAGUGGAUGUAGUAAAGAUGAUACUUGUAAGACCUAUCCCCCAUCCGGGCACUAUGGAAGAUUUCAAUUCAGUGCUUUUAAGUUCUUGAGAAGGCUUGGAUCUGUUUAUCUCCAAUGUAAAGUUUUGAUUUGUGAAAGUAAUGACCCAGAAUCUCGAUGUAAUCAAGGUUGUGUCUCUAGAAGAAAACGAUCUAUUUCUUCAUAUAAAUGGAAGACAGAAUCAGUCAUAGGUCCUAUUCGUUUGAAGACAGACAAUAUUGCAAGUAGCAAUUCAGAAUUUCAGAAUCAAGUCCAUGUAGAAGAAAGUCAACAGGCUUGGCCUUUCAGCAGUUUAUAUCUUUCCUUUAUGGUACUGGCUCUGAAUGUGGUGAUCGUGGCAGCAAUGCUAGUGAGACAGUACAGAACUCGUGGAAGAGAAUGCCAAUACCAGAAGCUACAGAGCUACUGACAGAAGUAUCCAGGACCAAGUGAGAAACGUUUCGCCAAAACACCUAAUAACAUGUUGUUUUAGCGUUGGAUGGUUAAUACUGGGAAGUUCAAAAAUAAAUCUGAAGGGAACCUAAUAAAACCAAAAAAUCCCUACAA